Phaethon lepturus (White-tailed tropicbird) is the source of this 462-nucleotide messenger RNA. It is a transcript of the gene SREK1IP1, whose product is annotated as SREK1-interacting protein 1. NCBI's taxonomy places the organism in Eukaryota, Metazoa, Chordata, Aves, Phaethontiformes, Phaethontidae. The transcript is spliced from 4 exons. The record is from RefSeq and is a predicted model, not a curated record. Bases 1 to 462 code for a protein of 153 amino acids. Gene Ontology annotation, molecular function: zinc ion binding; nucleic acid binding.
AUGAAAUUUUCUCUUUCAGGUGGAAAUAAGGAUAACAUCAGAGCAGGAUGCAAGAAAUGUGGCUAUCCUGGUCAUCUGACAUUUGAAUGUCGAAACUUCCUCCGAGUAGAUCCUCAAAGAGAUAUUGUUUUAGAUGUCAGCAGCACUAGCAGCGAAGACAGUGAGGAAGAAGAACUACAGAGAUUGCAAGCCAUGCGUGAAAAAAAGAAUUUAAAUGAGGAGGAAGAAAAAAAGAAACAAAAAAGAAAAAGCAAAGAAAAAACAAAAUUGAAGAGACCAAGGAAAAGAUAUUCUGAAGAGGAUGAGCCAAAGUCAAAAAAACAAAAAUCGCACAAAAAAGAAAGGGAAAAGGAAAAAAAGAAUAAAUCUAAGAAAGGAAAACAUCAUAAAAAGGAGAAAAAGAAGAGACGAAAGGAAAAAAGUUCAUCCUCUGAUAGUUCAGACAGUUCUAGUAGUGACUGA